AUGUUCUCAGGCGGUAUGCAUCCACGGCCGCCUAGUAGCGCGCCUCAGUCCCAGUUCAAACAACCUCCAUUCUCUGAUCGCCCUCGGCUCUUCUGCUGCCCCGUUGCAGAGAGUAAUAUCGGCCACCUGCCAAGAAGCUUUAUCAAUCCUGGCCGCCAUCUCAUGAACCUUCAACUACGGUCAUUUUUUGAAUGCGCUGACGAUCCUGCCUACACGAUACCUCGCUGCGACGUCUCUCACAUCAUCGAAGUCACGACACGAAGCAUUCACAACAGCUUUGGUAGCGAAGCUGAGUCGGCUGUCCGACAAGAGCAGUGGAAUGUCUCCCAUGAUUGCCAAACCAGCCAUAGCCACAACUGGUUGACCCCUCCAUCGGAGCCGGGAGACAAAAUGGACCGAAGCUUUGAAGAAGAUAUACCGUACAGUACAUACCAUAGCAUGUCCACCCGUUGUUUUGUCACCCAGAAUAGCAGCAACAGCUGGCAAGCGCCCCCGCACUCACGCCAGUACCGUGACGCACAUACCGAGACAAGCCAGGGACGAAUUGGAACGGAGAGAUACAUCGAGAUCCCGCCAUUCAGAACAAUGCCAUACACGUCGGACGGAUCAUCAGGACAGUCGACAGGAGGAUCGUCAGCUCGGCCAUGGAUGCCUUCCUGCACCAUCGUCAUGUGGUGUACAGAACAUCAGAACUACUAUGAAGUACAUGUCAUGUCUUGA
Messenger RNA from Exophiala mesophila, 720 nucleotides. RefSeq lists its product as uncharacterized. The transcript has a single exon. Lineage: Eukaryota; Fungi; Ascomycota; Eurotiomycetes; Chaetothyriales; Herpotrichiellaceae. The record is from RefSeq and is a predicted model, not a curated record. The coding region runs from base 1 to 720 and encodes 239 amino acids.